UAUCUUUUCCAAAGUUCCAGAAAAACUAUUGAAGGCCAAAGCCUAAUUGUGCGUUUCCAUUUAAACUCUCCCGCUUUCCCUCUGCCUACUAGAUUUCUGCGAGCCUUUGGGUUACCAUAACAACACUUUUAUCAAAACAUAACCUAGACCGAUUGACGGGCUAGUGAUCGAUUUUUAAACUACGUGAUUUUUCCGUAAUGAAAGAGAUGCGCAUGUUCUUUGAGAAAACAUUUAAUUUUCAUCUGACAGGAGUUUCAUAAUUUCAUGAUUGAAGCUAGUGUCAUUCAUUCAAUACUGUAUACCUCCCUAAAACAAACCGGCCAAGGAAAUGUCUACCGACGCCAGGAAAAUAUUUAUCCUUACAACAUCAGGAAACUAUUUCGACAAACCAUUGUCAGACUCUGAAAUUGUUACUUUGGGUGCCGAUGUCAAUCUAAACAAAUUCCUAGAUGAUAGACACUGUUUAACGUUGAACGUUAAAUUGUCUGGGCACAGUUUCAGUUUCAGUGAUGUGGUGUCUUCAGGGGAUGGGGCAACACUGGUGUUCUUUAAACUACGACCAGAUGUUGUGACCCCUCAAAAUAUGCACAGUAACAUUCUUGUGUCAUCAAUGCUUGACUCUCCUGUGUCGGUCCUCUAUCAUUCAUUACAGAAGCUAUAUGCCCCAGUUCUUUUGAAGAAUUUGCAAUCUGACCACAUUGAUCCUACACUUCAACAACUUUUAAGUCAGCUGGAAGCUAGUCUUCGUUCCUCAUUAAAUAAGAAAAAUCACAAUGAUGGAGGAAAGGGUGAUGAACCCAAUGUGACUGUCAUUAUCACUCCAGAAGAUGAGUUAAAGUACUGGGCUACAUUGGCUCAAUCCUCAAAUAAAGGAAAAGAUUCAAUUAAGGCAUCAGCCUUUUUUAGUGCUCUUCAGCCGCUUGUUCAAGACCUUCAGUCUACAGACACAUUAACAUCUUUAGAGGAAAGUUUAGAAACAGCACACAAUGCUUUGGAUGAUAUUUGGAAACUAGAUGAAUUUCGAUAUCCUCAAAAGAGAAUGGAGAACUUAAUGGAAGUCAUUGGAAAUUCUAUUACUCAAUUCAUACAGACCAAACUGAAAGAUAUUGAUUUGUGGGAAGCACCUUUCAACAUUGUAGAGGAAAGCUUGGACCAAAGUGUUGCUGCUUGUGAAAAGUGGAUUGAUACGUGCAAGAAACUAACUUCCCUGUUUUGGCCUAACUAUUCACUGCAUGCAUGGAGUGGAAACCCGUAUAUUCCUCAGCACAUUCAAGCUUUCUCUAAACGCUUGGUAGAAGUCCAAGAAAUACGGACUCUCCAUCGCCAAUUGACAAGAUUGCUUUCAAGACAGGAGCAGGAUGAGUUGAAUACUAAUAGAACUUUCCUGCCUUUACAAGGACUAAGUCCACUCCUUGUUAAUCCAUAUACUGAACCUUUAUGGAGAGCAGCUGUUCAUCAGUUUCAGCAAAGUUUGCAUCCAACUGAAGAAAGGGUUGCAUCAAAGUUAAAGAUCCAGCUUCGAAGUGUUAAUGCCAACACAUUACAGUUGCUUCAAGAGUUCAAGCGAUACCAAGAGCUAAUUCAACUUGAUAAUGUGAAGAGAACAUUGGUUCCAGAAAGAGAAAAUCUUCUCAGCUUACUUUUAGAGUAUGUUCACAGUACAACUUCUAGUUUUAGGACAGGUCCAAAGAGUAGUGAGAUAUUGGACUUGCCUCCUAUUGUGAGCAAUAUUUAUUGGGCCCGGCAACUAGAAUAUAAGCUGAACGAAAUUGAAAAGGCAAGUUUUAAGAUAUUAAGUGAUUUAAGUGCUUUCACAGAUCUCCAAAGAUCAUUGACGUCCCUGAGCAAAGAUGUACAAGAGUAUCGAAGUAAGCAGUGGGAUGCUUGGCUUGAUGAUACAAGAGCUGCAGUGUCAUCCAAAAGGUUGAGCCUGCGAACUGAUGAACCUGUUGUUCACUUUGAACAAGGCAAACUCAUGCAUGUCAAUUACAAUCCAGAAUUAGUGGGCCUAAUUCGGGAGGUCCGUCAUCUUUCUCUUCUUGAUUACAAAAUUCCAGUUGCCAUUAUGGAGGCAGCUGAUCUUGCUAAGCAGUUCAUGCGUCAAGCAAAGUCCUUGCAACAGGUGGCAAAUUUUCACAACACCAUAGGGGAUCGAAUGAUAACAUCACAACGACCAAUGAUGCUUGCCACAGCAUUGGAACUAGCACGUCUUGUUCAAGAACAGUCUGGAGUUACAUGGACUAACACUGUGGCAGUAGAUGCAUACAUUAAUAAGCUUCAAACUGUAGUUCAGAAACUUGGUAGAGAGAAUAACAAACUAGCUUCAUACCACGCACAAAUAUCUUCUAAGGUUGUUUCUCUUCUUGACACUGACCUUAUUAGGCAGCAACAGUCAUGGAAAGAGAUUUUAAAAGAAAUCAGAGGAAUAAUGGCUCAAGUGGAACAGGAGUUCAGCAAUAUGCGCUCAUGGCGUCUUCACUGGGACCAUCAAUUGUACAAGGCUCUUGAGUUCCAGUAUCAAUCGGGUCUGGAGAACUUGAAUCAACAUCUUAGUGAAAUACAAGUAGAACUUGUUUAUCGGCAGCAAAUUCUACAAUUUCGGCCACCCUUAGAAGAGAUACGAAUGAAGUACUACGGACAAUUAAAGCGUUACCUUAACAUUCCAAAUGUGUUUAGGGGAGUCUCAGAAACUGGAGAAAGCUCUAUCUUUACUGUGAUGAUUGAAAGAAAUGCUCAUCAUUUUUCUGAUGUAUUUGCCAAGGCAGAGGAACUUUUUGAAAGACUUGAAGCAUUAAGAGAAAGGUGGAUACCUUGGGUGGCUCUCGGGGCAGCUCCCUUGCAGCAACUAGUUGAGCAGCACCUGCAUAGUUGGCAAGAUUGGGACAACAAUUUUAAAGCAUCUAAAAAUUGGGGUCAACAAAUUGCCAAGCUGCCAAGUUCUGAUGAAAAAUUGGAGUGCUUCAGCAUUUCCCUAGCGCCUGUGAGAGCAGAAAUUGAUCUUCAGAAUCGACAUUAUUGGGACACAUUAACAAGUUCUCUUCAAGCCUCAAUUUUUAGUGAAGUGGCUGCAGUUGAAAAGUUUAUCAAUGAUUCAACAGAGGCUCUAUCUAAGCAGCCUCGUUCUGUUGAUGAAAUUGGGGAAGCCAAAGCUACUUACACUGAAAUAUUUAACAAAUCCUCACAGAUGAUCGUCUCUUUAGAGGAAAUACUACAAAAAAAUAAAACCCUUGCUAGUUGGACCAAGGAGAGGGUGGAACAAGUUGUUCGAGUGACUCGAAGCUGGGACAAUUUCCAGACGCUUUUGAACAACCAUCAGGUCUUUUUAGAUCAACAGGUAGAAGGGAUUAAAAACACAAUCAAAAGUCAAGUAGACAGUUUUGAAGAGGAAGUGGAGAAUUUUGGUUUGAGAUGGGAACAAUUAAAACCAAAGGAAACAAGUUUGAUGGAUGGAGGACCACAGCUAUUAACUCAAAGUCUUACAUUUUUGCAAGAAAAGCGCCAGGAAUGGAAUGAAAUCUUGAAGCGUAAAGAGAAAAUGGUUGAUGACUGUAAGCUUUUCAGCUUGCCCAUCCCUGAGUUUCUAGUUCUUCAGAAAGUUGAAGAAGACUUACUAUAUCAUGAAAAUAUCUGGUCAUUGUUUGAGGAAUUUAACUCUGGCAUUGAAACUAUGGCAAAGGAGGAAUGGAUAAUUUUUCGUAGCAAGAUUUAUCGUUUUGAGGAAUUAUUGAAUGUUUGGGAGGUACGCCUCAAGUCCAGCCCAGAAAAGACAAGUCUCACUGUUCGUCUCUUGCAAGAUGUUGAAAAAUACAAGGCAGUUGUACCCUUAUUAAAGUUAGUGAGGGGUGACAUGUUCAGUGAUAAACACUGGAUUGAGAUGCUCGGAAUUUUGAGUAUUCCAUCAAAGCCUGUUGAAGGUUUGGUGUUUGGAGACUUUCUAUCUGCUAAAGAAAAUAUCAUUUCUCAAGCACAAGCUUUGCAAGAUCUCAAUAAUCGGGCAUCUAGUGAAAUUGUUAUCCGCCAAGCCUUAACAGAACUUGACAUUUGGGAAGUUGAAGCCCGGUUUCAACUUGUUGCCCAUCGAGAUUCGAGAGGUUCCACUGUCAUGCUUAUCAAGGACUUCCAGGAUAUUCUGAAUAAGGUUGGAGAUAACCAAAGUUUACUACAAUCUAUCAAAAACUCCUCUAACUAUGAUAGUUUUAAUGACAGAGUAGCUGUGUGGGAGGCAAGACUUGCUGACAUUGAUUAUUUUCUACGCAAUCUGAAUCAAAUUCAGCGAAAAUGGGUUUAUCUUGAGCCAAUCUUUGGUGGGGGAGCUGUAGCUGUGGAUGGAGCUAGAUUUGAUCGCCUGGACCGAGACUUUCGCUAUGUCAUGGGCUGUGUUGGAAAUGACAGCAAAGUUACUGCUUUGUGCAGAAUCAGUAAUUUACACCAUAUACUGACAACUGUUCUGGAUCAGCUCAAUCGUUGUCAGAAGAGCUUGAAUGAAUACCUGGAGGAGAAGCGAUCUAGUUUUCCUCGUUUCUACUUCGUUGGAGAUGAAGAUUUAUUGGAAAUACUGGGACAAUCACGCAAACAAAAUGUCAUACAAGCUCAUCUUAAGAAGCUAUUUGCUGGCAUUAACUCUGUUGUUUUUGAUGGCACAGGGGAAAAUGAUGCAUUAUGUAUCAUUGGUAUGAAGUCUCUGGAUGGAGAAAUGGUACCUCUCACCAACCCAGUUGACAUCACUGUUCCAGUUGAGGUUUGGCUGCAGAAAUUAUGUUCUGAAAUGCGUAAAACUUUACACCAUCUUACAGUAGAGUGUGUUAAGUCUAACAAAAAUUCUAGUGGAGGUCCAGAUCCCCUCCACUUCCCAUCACAAGUUUUGUGCCUGUCUCAGAGCAUAAUAUUUACUGCUCAAUGUGAAGAAGCAAUCCUAAAGGGCACAUUACAUUCACUAUUACAAUCAAUCAAGGCUCAACAAGAUGUGUAUGCCAAUGUUGAGUUGUCAGGCUUUAGUGAGGGAAAUGACGAUGAAGGGCGUAUUCUUGAGUUAAAACAGAAAGCUCUUCUGAUAGAUAUAGUUCAUCAUGUCCAUGUUGUUGAAGAUCUUAUAGAAUCCAACACAUCCAGUCUUGAAGAUUGGUCUUGGCAGCAACAACUAAGAUUUUACAUGGGGAAGGACAAUCAUGUUCUCAUAAAAAUGGUGGAUGCUCAAUUCACCUAUACCUAUGAAUACCUCGGCAAUUCGCCAAAAUUAGUUCAUACUCCAUUAACCGACAAGUGUUUCCUCACUCUAACUCAGGGUAUGCAAAUGGGCCUCGGUGGCAAUCCUUAUGGACCAGCUGGCACUGGCAAAACAGAGUCUGUCAAGGCACUUGGUUCACUUCUUGGCAGGCAAGUUUUGGUUUUCAAUUGUGAUGAAGGCAUAGAUGUAGUGUCCAUGAGCCGAAUCUUUGUUGGACUUGUCAAAUGUGGGGCUUGGGGAUGCUUUGAUGAGUUUAAUCGACUAGAAGAAGCCACUUUAUCAGCUAUAUCAAUGCAAAUUCAUCCUAUUCAAAGUGCCAUUAAGAAUCGUCAUCCCAAAGUUACAAUUUUGGAUCAGGAGGUCCAACUUGACCUGAACGCUGGUAUAUUUGUGACUUUGAACCCAGCAGGAAAAGGUUAUGGAGGAAGACAAAAACUACCAGAUAACUUAAAGCAAUUGUUUAGACCUGUUGUCAUGUCAAAGCCAGACAAUGAGCUUAUUGCUGAAGUUAUCCUAUAUUGUGAGGGUUUCAAAAAUGCCAAGUCAAUUGGGAAAAAAUUGGUUGAGGUCUUUGAUCUUUCCAAGAAACUUUUGACUCCUCAGAAACACUAUGAUUGGGGUUUGCGAGCGCUGAAAACAGUCCUUGGAGGUUGUGGAAGUAUGCUCCGAAAUUGGUGGAGCAUAUAUAGCAAUGCUGAUGUAAGAAGUGAUGUUGUUCUAUCUAGAGAAACAGAGAUGGAACUUGCUGUACAGGCAUUACGGCUCAACACUCUAUCAAAGCUCUUGUUCAGAGACUGUGUAGUGUUCGAUGCUUUAGUUCAGGAUGUAUUUCCAGGUAUAAAGUUUGUGAGCUCUGGGCAUGAAAAGUUAGCCACAGUUCUUAAAGAAAGUUUUUUAGCUCUUGGUCUCCAAUAUAAUAAAAGACAGGAACAAAAGUGUAUUGAGCUAUAUGAACAGCUAAAUCAGCGAAUGGGAGUGGUAGUUGUGGGCCCUGCAGGAUCAGGAAAGACGACUUUAUGUCGGCUUUUAAAACAUGCUCUGGGUCAACUCGGUCAGAUAAUUCAUCAGCACACAGUAAACCCCAAAGCAAUGCCACGAUCACAAUUACUUGGUCACAUUGAUUUAGAUACUCGUCAAUGGGUGGAUGGAGUUUUAACAAUAAGUGCUCAAAGAGUGUAUUCUGAACCAGCUGAAAUUCAUUCAUGGAUUGUUUGUGAUGGUGAUGUUGAUCCUGAAUGGAUUGAAUCACUAAAUUCUGUGCUGGACGAUAACAGGCUACUUACUUUACCCUCUGGUUGGCGCAUACAAUUUGGACCAAAUGUUAACUUUAUUUUUGAAACUCAUGACUUAAGUUAUGCUUCACCAGCAACAAUAUCUCGCAUGGGCAUGAUUUUACUCAGUGAUGAAGACAUAGAUAUCAAAGGCUUGAUAUCAAUGUGGUUGACUCAUCAGCCUGAAAAAUGUCAAACAGUUCUCGCUCAACUUAUUGAAGAUUAUUUCCAUAAAGCUUUGAAAUGGGUUCUGACGCAAGGUGAAUCUACUUUACAAAAUUCUGUAGUAUCACGUGUGAAAACUAGUUUAUCUCAUUUAGUAGGAGUCGAAAAUGCUCCCCAGUUUAUGGUGUCAUUAAUUAGAGGUCUUGGCUCUAACCUCAUGAUUUCUAACAGAGAGUUGUUUGCUAAACAAGUCUUUGAGUGGUUUGGUGAAUACCCCUUAGAUCCUACCAACAUCCUGAACUGUUGCUACAGUUCUGAAAGGGGAAGAUUGGAGACUUACACAAUGGAAGGAGCAUCUGAUAUUGGAGUUACUGCUCAAUCUCUCCCCUUGGUACUCACAGCUAAUGUCAAAUUAACUCUUAGUAUCCUGUCUGUUUGGCUUCAACAAGAGCGUUUAGAACCUUUUAUUUUAGUGGGGCCUCCUGGAUGUGGCAAAAGUUACAUACUGAAUGAAUGUUUCCAACAACUAAGAGGUGUUGAGGUUGCCACAAUCCAUUGUAGUGCACAAAUUACUCCUCAACAUGUUUUGCAGAGAAUAAAUCAGGUGUGUAUGGUAAUUUCAAGUAACACAGGUCGAUUGUACCGCCCAAGAAAUGCUGAAAGACUUAUUCUGUAUUUCAAAGACAUAAACCUGGCAAAACCUGACAAAUGGGGCUCAAGCAUGCUUAUCGCAUUUUUACAGCAGUUGAUAACAUAUCAUGGCUUUUAUGAUUCUGAUUUGGAGUGGGUGGGUUUGGAGAGGGUUCUAAUUGUUGGUAGUAUGACAGGAGGAAUAGGCCGCAAUGCACUUUCCACGAGAUUCACUUCAAUAGUACAUGUUUACUCCAUUGGGCUCCCAGAUACAGAUGAAUUAAAAUCCAUCUAUAAUCUUUACAUGAAAGCAAUAUUUAAACAAUGUGUACCUUCACACCCUGUGUGGUCUGCAUCAAGUAAAGUAGCAACACUUGUGAAUUCACUAAUUCACAUCUAUUCAGAGGUGUGCUCUACUUUUACUCCCAUGAAACAAAAUCACUAUUUGUUUACACCCAGGGAUUUAACACAAUGGUGUUUAGGUCUUUUACGCUAUGAUUUGCAGCCUUCUGACACAUCUGUUGUUCCCGUAUUAAAGGUCACUGUUCAUGAAGCUAUGCGUAUUUUCUCUGAUAAACUUGUAUCAGAGUCUGACAAAGCCAAAUUUCAUGAUAUAGUCUCUGCUGUUCUGGACAGUGAUUGGAACAAGUCUGUUCUUUUAGAUCAGCUUUGUGGAACUUACUUUGUCACACUGGGUCAAGGAGCUGUAGGACCAAGCAAAACCACACACGGCAGAUUGUUAUGUCAAGUUAAUGCGGAUGACUGGACUGCAAUGGUUAAGAAUGGAAUGAACAUAUUCGGUCGCGAAGGCUUAGCUUUGGAUCUGCUUAUAUUACCUGAGCUACUUCAGCAAGUAGCUUGUGUUGAUAGGGUGCUUUCUGCACCAAGGGGCUCACUUCUUUUAGCAGGGAGGAGCGGAGUUGGGCGUAAAUCAUCUGUUCGUAUUGCAUCUGCUACACAUGGCAACAAACUUUUGUCUCCAAAAGUUGGUCGAAAUUACACUUUGAACAGUUUCAAAGUUGAUUUAAAACAGGCUAUGCAAGCUGCUGGCAUUGAUGGAGAACAGGUGACUCUGCUGCUAGAAGAUUAUCAGCUGGGAGAUGUUGCUAGCGGUUUUCUUGAUAUGGUCAAUAGCUUACUUUCAUCAGGAGAGGUUCCUGGUCUUUAUCAACCAGAAGAAUUGGAGUCGGUUGUGACUCCUCUUCGCAACCUGGCUGCCCAAGAAGACUUUCAGGGAUCCUUGUUAACUUUCUUCUCUGAUAGAGUUCUUCAAAACCUUCACAUUGUUUUGGUUCUGGACUUUUCACGAUCUACCUUCACUACCCUUUGUGAGAGCAACCCAGCAUUAUACAAACAGUGCUCUGUAAUGUGGUGGUCUGACUGGAGCAGUAAAAGUAUGCAAUGUAUACCCCAGAUGCUGCUUCAAAGAGAUGAUAAAUCAGUGCAAAUUCAAAGUGAAAUGAGAACCAAAGAAAAGAUUCAGAAUCUAAUUUCUCAAAAAUUGAGCCAAGAGGAGUCUUUACUCAAAGGGUUCUUGUAUAUUCAUCAAGCUGCGAGUAACCAACAAAGGACCCCAUUGCGAUACAUUCUUUUUGUGCGCACAUUCCUUCACAUCUACAUCACAUCUAGCCUUGACAUCCACCAGAGACAAGAAAAGUUGCAGGCUGGCGUAUCUAAACUGACUGAAGCUAAGCAAGUGGUAGCCAAACUCAAAUCAGAAGCUAAUGUGCAAGAGGAGCUGUUGGCUGAAAAGCAAGCUGCUGCAAACAAUGCUUUGGAAAUGAUUACUGAUACCAUGCGAAGUGCAAAUACUCAAAAAACUGAAAUGGAGUCAUUAAAGGAACACACAGAGAAAGAAAACCAGAUCCUGAUGGCAAGGAAAAGAGAAAUAGAAGAAGAGCUUGUUGAAAUCGAGCCCUUGGUGAAUGAGGCGCGGACAGCAAUUGGUAAUAUUAAAACUGAGUCUCUCUCUGAAAUCCGUUCCUUACGAGCCCCACCUGAUGUCAUUAGAGACAUUCUCGAAGGAGUUCUUCGCCUGAUGGGUAUACUAGACACAUCAUGGAACAGUAUGAAAAUCUUUCUAGCUAAGCGUGGAGUAAAAGAAGAUAUAAAAUCUUUUGAUGCACAUAGUAUAUCUGAGGAAAGCAGAGCUGCUGUUGAGCAGCUCUUGAGAGAUCGCAAGGAAUCAUUUGAUCCCAAGAAUGCCAAACGCGCGUCAGUAGCGGCUGCUCCUUUAGCAGCAUGGGUGACAGCAAAUGUCAAAUACUCCAGAGUAUUGGAAAAAAUUCGUCCUCUGGAGCAGGAGCAAGCAAAGUUGCUAAAAAAUUUACAACAGGCUGAGUCUCAAAUAGGAAAGUUGAGGUCAGGUCUAACAGAUGUUGAUCAGGCAGUAGCUGAACUCAAAGGGCAGCUCAAUAGCUACACGCAAGAGGCAGCACAGAUUCAAAUUCAUUUGAGCAAAGCUCGUGAAACCAUAGAUUCUGCUGAAGGGCUGGUGCUAAAAUUGGAUGAAGAAUAUAAACGAUGGAAAACGAUGCUGACUGAAAUAUCAUCAAAUUUGGGUGAACUUCCCGUCAGUUCUCUUCUUGCUGCAGCAUGUAUAGUCUAUCUUUCAUCAUCACCUGAAAAUGUUCGCAAGUCUUGUCUGGAGGAAUGGCAACAAAAGUUUGGAAUAUCCAAUUUUCAUUUGGCUCAGUUUUUAGCCUCUCAAAGACAGCAGCUCCAGUGGCAAGCUGAGGGACUACCAUCUGAUCAACUCUCAAUCCAGAAUGCUGUCACCAUAAUGCAGAUUGCCUCUUUGGAGUGUGGGACCAUGAUGCGACCAUUGCUGGUGGACCCUUCUUACACUGCAUCUGAAUGGCUGCAGAGACAUCUUGCUAGCCGAAUGGUUGAAGUUGUGGCAUUACAUAGUGAAAGGUUUACCACUGUUCUCGAAUUGGCGAUCAGGUUUGGAAAGGUAUUGAUUGUCCAAGAAGUGGAUCGAGUAGAUCCAUUGUUGUAUCCUGUCUUAAGAGGCGACUUCAUCAAUCAAGGUCCUCGAAAGGUUGUACAGCUUGGAGAGAAACUGGUUGAUUUUAAUCCUGAUUUUCAACUUUACCUCACAACUAGAAAUGUCUCACCCGAUAUCCCUCCUGAUAUCUUUUCAUCAAUCACCCUUGUAAAUUUCAUCACCUCUCCAGCAGGGCUUUCUGGUCAGCUUUUAGCUUGUGCACUGUGUGCUGAGCGUCCUGAAUUGGAUAAGCGUAGAGGGGAACUUCUACGACAAGAAGAAGAACUUUCAGCGCAACUACAUACUCUUCAAGAUGGGUUGCUGCAACAGCUUGCCCAAGCGCAAGGAGAUAUUUUACAGAAUAAGGAACUGUUAGCCUCUCUUAAUGAAACAAAAGCUAAAAGUGCUGCAAUUUCUGAGUCUCUAGAAGAAUCAUCUCGUUUGCAGUCAGAGCUUAGAAAGGAAUGUGAUGCAUAUAGGCCACUUGCAGAUUUUGGUAGCUCUUUGUACUUUGCAACUGUCGAUUUAGAAAAACUAAGCUCUAUUUAUCAACUCUCUAUUACUGCCUUUAUGAGGCUCUUUGAGAAAGCUUUGAAGACAUCUGAGGACACAAAGAAUAUGGAAGAGCGUCAAAAGAAUUUACAGCAAAGACUUUUGCUGUUAACCUUCCAAUAUGUCAGCCGCUCCCUUUUCAAAGCUGACAGGCUUACAUUUGCUUUACAUCUCACAAAUAAAAUGUGUCCCAAUAACUUUAAAACCAAUGAAUGGGAAGCACUUACAGGGCAAGUCUUGGUGGAUUUAAAAGUUGACACUUCACAAUUAAGUGAUAAUGUCCCUAAAUGGCUGGAGGAGGACAAGGUUUUUGAAGUGUUUUUACUUCAGAAUGCUCUGCCAGACUUCUAUGCUGAUCUAAAACUAGAAGACGAAAAUGCUUGGAAAAAUUUUAUGCUCAGUGAAAAUUGCGAGCAAAUGCUUCCAACACAUGUGUCUGGGAAAAUCACUCCAUUUCAAAGAGUUUUACUGGUGCAAACUUUACGCCCAGAUCGUUUACAUUCAGCACUCAUGAGCUUUGCACUGUCAAGCCUUGGUGUUGUGGAUCUCUCUCCUCCUACUCUUCGUCUCUCUCAACUUCUUAAUGAGCUGUUGUCAUCAGAGCCAAUUCUGUUAAUAACCUCAGCUGGUGCAGAUCCAUCUGAAGAGUUACGAACACUGGCUUAUUCAACUGUUGGGGAACAACGGUAUCAUGAGAUUGCAAUGGGACAGGGACAAGAAGGAAAGGUCCUAGAAAACCUGUCUUUAGCUGCAAAAGAUGGCCAUUGGUUAUGCAUUAAAAAUUUGCACUUAGCUACUCUUUGGUUGGAGACUCUGGAAAAAGAAUUUCGCUCAUUGCUUUCCCAACUGCAUCCAGAGUUUCGUCUCUGGCUCAUCACAGAGACGCAUCCAGGAUUUUCUCCAAUUGUUGCUCAAUCAUGCUUAAAGAUCACUUAUGAGGCUCCUCCAGGAGUGAAACGAAACCUGCAACGAACUUAUGCUGCAUGGGGGCCACAAAUGUUCAAUGGAACUGAUCGCUUGUUUGCUCGAUCACUGUUUGCUCUUGCCUGGUUCCAUGCUGUUAUCCAAGAAAGGCGAACAUUCAUACCUCAAGGAUGGGCAAACUAUUAUGAAUUUAGUGAUGGUGAUUUAAAGGCCGGCACCCUGAUUCUUCAAAGUUUAAUCAAGAAAAAGGGUUCUCAAUCUGUGCAGUGGGAAUUUAUACAUGGACUUAUGGAAAAGGCCAUUUAUGGUGGCAGAGUUGACAAUUUUUAUGACAAUUGUGUUCUUGUUUCUUAUUUGCAACAGUUCUUUAACAAGUCAGUCUUACAUGAAGGUUCGAAAUUGAUUAGUGAAGGAAUACAUGUUCCCAACACUUCAGAUUUCAAUGACCACUGUAAAAUAAUCCAGCAGUUAUCUGAAAAAGACAAGCCUUCCUACUUUGGCCUUCCAAACAAUGUUGAUCGGUCAUGGCAAAGAGCAUCAAGUACUGUAGUUGUGAAUCAGUUGAAAAUGCUUUUACGAUCAAAGGAAGGAGAACAAAAAUUUGACAAGGAGGAGUGGCAACGCCUACUAUCGCCAAUUUUAAACUUGUGGAAAAAAAUUAAUCAAAAUUCGGGUUUGAUUCAUUUGCGGCUUGACUCAAAGGAAAUGACUGAAAAAGAUAGUAUGGCAAAGAGUCCAUUAGAAAUUUUUGUGAUGCUUGAAUUCCGUAGGGCAGUUGAGCUUGUACAACUUGUUCACCAGUCUUUGGCAGCUGUAAGCAAAGUCAUAAGAGGUACGUCAGUACCAAAUUCAGAUGCUUUAGCCACAGCAGGAGCAUUAAUUAACCAAGAGACCCCUUCCUCAUGGCAAGCGCAAUGGGAUGGUCCUGGGAGUCCCCUGCACUACGUACGGGGUUUGGUAACAAGGGCGGUAGCUCUCCAGCGCUGGAGAGACAAGGCCCUGGAGGAGCGGUUCUGGAGAGAUGCCCUCGAUUUGGCCGAUCUACUCCACCCGGACACUUUUCUUAGUGCUCUAAAACAGCAGACGGCCCGCGAAUUGCAAACUCCUUUGGAUCAGCUUACCCUGGAUUGCAACUGGACGGAACCGAUCGGAAGGGGUCGCAACGUCCGACUCUCUGGAAUACAGCUUGAGGGGGCAAUUUGGAAUGGUAGGGAGUUGAGUAGCUGCACUGAGAGCUCGCCACCGUCCAUGGCGAUCCCAUCACUUUAUGUCGCCUGGGUUCCUCAGCAAAUGCAAUCCAAGAUUGAUGAAGACUUGAAAAUGCAACUCCCCUUGUACCGGACUGCAGAUCGUCACACAUUAUUGGCAAGCCUUGGAGUGCCAUGCAACCAAGAUAAGCAGCUAUGGAUUCGGGCAGGUGCUGCAUUCUUUCUGCACAAUUAAUAUGACUAGCCACAUUAAAUUUACAAGUUUAGUGCACAUGUAGCCCACAAGGUUUGAGAUUGUGACCAAGAUUCACUGUCAUUGAAACAAAAUUAAAGUUAUUCUAAAAUAACAACUUUUUAUUUUACUUCUAUACCUGAGUAGUUCCAGGUCACACAUCUGACAAGACCCGUAAAAUUCCUGAAUUCAAUCACAGGUUAAGAGGGAUAUUAAACAAAAAUUGAAAAA
Messenger RNA from Frankliniella occidentalis (western flower thrips), 13426 nucleotides. It is a transcript of the gene btv, whose product is annotated as cytoplasmic dynein 2 heavy chain 1. Gene Ontology annotation, biological process: microtubule-based movement. Lineage: Eukaryota; Metazoa; Arthropoda; Insecta; Thysanoptera; Thripidae. The transcript is spliced from 71 exons. Gene Ontology annotation, molecular function: ATP hydrolysis activity; dynein intermediate chain binding; ATP binding. The coding region runs from base 329 to 13198 and encodes 4289 amino acids. Gene Ontology annotation, cellular component: dynein complex. The record is from RefSeq and is a predicted model, not a curated record.